GUUUUUAAAAAAAAUGUAAUAUAUCGUAUUAAAUAAAUGAUACGCGAUUUGAAAACGCCCGCUGAUGUGGCAUAAAAAGUGAGGUUAGCCAUGUUUUUCCUCUUCGACCAAUUAAACUUUCUCUCGGUGUGAACACGUGCGUUUAACGUCUAAGAAGUUAGCUCUUAUCGUCGAGCAUUAGCUCUUGGGUCGCAUACAUAACCAAGAUUUAAAUCGAUUUCGUCGUCUAACUCGUUUAGGUUAGAAAGAUGGCGAAACUGAGACGCGCGGUUUGGGCUCUCUCGUCCAAUUUUGCAUCUAACCGAUACUUUUCUCGUUUAUUAACUGCACCAUGGUGCAAUAUCCACACGACUUUGUCACUUAAUGGAUUCUCCUCGAAUACUGCUGUUGACACCGAUAAUGCAUUGAUUAUCAGCGAUAGUUGUGUGAAACGUCUAAAAGAAAUAGCAAACGAGAAUGCAUGUUUGAGAGUUACCGUAGAAGGUGGAGGCUGUUCCGGAUUUCAAUAUAAAUUUGAUUUGGAUUCAAGCAUACACGAAGACGAUAAAAUAUUUCAGAAGGAUGGUGCUAAGGUGAUUAUAGAUUCGACGUCUUUAGAAUAUAUAAAAGGGGCGACUGUAGAAUAUCAUACAGAGUUAAUACGUUCUGCAUUUAGGAUAAUCAAUAAUCCUUUAGCGGAACAGGGAUGUAGUUGUGGUGCUAGUUUUUCCAUUAAAAUGAAUUAAUUUUCUUUCUAUAUAUUAUUUUCUAGCUAGAUAAUGGUUAGGGAUCUACCUUAUAUGCAUAACAUAACUUAUAAAUCUCUGCAAUUUCA
This is a messenger RNA of Vespa mandarinia (Asian giant hornet), 814 nucleotides long. RefSeq names its product iron-sulfur cluster assembly 2 homolog, mitochondrial. Lineage: Eukaryota; Metazoa; Arthropoda; Insecta; Hymenoptera; Vespidae. Gene Ontology annotation, cellular component: mitochondrion. Gene Ontology annotation, biological process: iron-sulfur cluster assembly. The record is from RefSeq and is a predicted model, not a curated record. Gene Ontology annotation, molecular function: 2 iron, 2 sulfur cluster binding; 4 iron, 4 sulfur cluster binding; iron ion binding.